Molecule: messenger RNA, 4675 nt
Organism: Lucilia cuprina (Australian sheep blowfly)
Lineage: Eukaryota; Metazoa; Arthropoda; Insecta; Diptera; Calliphoridae
Product: CD109 antigen-like
Exons: 8
Coding region: 196-4455 (1419 amino acids)
Cellular component (GO): extracellular region
Molecular function (GO): endopeptidase inhibitor activity
Source: RefSeq, a predicted model, not a curated record
AACUCAAGUCCAGUUUGGAUCUGACGCUAAAGAACUAACGAUUUAAAACCGGUCGGUGUCGAGUCAUUUUAUUUAUUUUAUUGAAGUGUUUUUAUUUUUUUAAUAAAUUAUUGACAAAAUUUAAAAACAAAUAACUAAGAAUAAUUACAAAGUUUUAAUUAAUUAAAAAAAAAUUCGGAAAUUUAACAAAAAGUCAUGAAACGAACAUUAAGUUCCGUUUUAAUAUUUUUACAAAUUUUAAUAUUUGUUAAUGCAAGGGGUUUUUAUUCCAUUGUGGCCCCUGGCACAAUACAAUCUCAUCUUAAUUACUCUGUCAGUGUUACGCUGCAUGAAAACUCAGAACCGGCUACAAUUAAAGUAGGCAUAAAGGGACCAUCAUACAAUGAAGAAAAAACCUUCGAAAUCUCACCCUCCCAUAACAAAGUCGUAAACUUCGAAAUACCUAAUUUAAAAUCGGGCAAAUAUCAAUUAGAAUCGGAGGGUAUUAAAGGUUUAAUAUUCAAAAACUCUACUGAAUUGAAUUUUAAAAAUAAAGAACCCAAAACAUAUAUACAAACUGAUAAGGCGGUCUACAAGCCGGGAGAUAUAGUAAAAUAUCGUAUUGUUGUAUUAGAUGAAAACACAAGACCAGCAAAAUUAGAACAACCCUUAACGUUGAGUUUUAAAGAUGGUGCUGGUAACUUUGUUAAGCAAAUUAAAGAUAUUCAAUUAACGAAGGGUGUCUAUACGGGAGAAUUUCAAUUAUCCGAUCAACCAGUUUUAGGUGAAUGGAUUAUGGAAGUUAACUUGAGCCCCAAUGAAGAUGAUACUAAAACUGAAAAGAAAUUUCAUGUUGACAAAUAUGUGUUGCCCAAAUUUAGUGUUGAUAUAGAGACCGCAAAGGAUAUUUCCUAUGAUAUCCCCCUGAAAAUUACAAUACGUUCCAAAUACACAUAUGGUAAACCGGUCAAGGGUCAAGCUACCAUUGCCAUAGAUGCACAAUAUGGAAAACUUAAAACGGAGAAAACCAUCGAGGUAGAUGGCAAGGGUUAUGUUGAAUUUGAUUUACGGAAAGACCUCGGUUUGGAAAAUCCUGAUUUUAAUGACUUCUAUUACUUCGGCACACCGACCAUCAAUAUCUUCGCUGUUGUGACAGAAGAAUACACUGGCAAUAAACAAAAUAAAACCGCUUCGGUAAAUUUACAUCGCUCACGUUACAUCAUUGAAGUACCGGAAAUUGUUGACGAUUAUGUCGUCAAUAAACCUUUCGAAAUGAAGGCCUUUGUCAAAAACCUUGACGGUUCACCGGUACAGGAUGGCAAACAUAUGGCCAAGCUUUCGAUUGGAAGAGAUAGACACCUCUACGAAGAAGAAGACGAGGCAGUAAAGUAUGUGUAUACUAGUGAACUCGAUAAAAAUGGUAUGGUGUUGUUUAAGGUGACUCUUCCCAUGGUUGAUUAUUAUUAUGAUGUAAGAUUGAUAUAUGCCGAUCGAACUAAAUAUCUUUCCGGUUUAUUGGGUAGAAUUACAGAUAACAUAGAAAUUAAAUAUGGUGAAGAGAAUGUGGGUCCGUUAAAAUUAGUCAAGAAAACUGAUAAAUUUCAACUAGAUCAAGAUGUUGUAGUCGAUGUUAAAUCUAACAAAAAUAUUCCCUAUUAUGUCUAUGCCGUUGUUGCUCGUGGCAAUAUUAUUAAACAGGAAUAUGUUAAAGUACCCGAAAAUAGCAAGUCUCAUGAAAUUAAAUUUAAACCCACAUUUGAAAUGGUACCCGAAUCACAUUUGUAUGUUUAUUUUGUACUUAAUGGUGAUUUGAAAUUUCAAGAAAUGACACUUAAUUUCUCCAAAGAGUUUCAGAAUAAGAUUGAAAUCACCGCUCCGAAACAAGUUAAACCCGGCGAAGAGGUUAAAUUGAAUAUUAAAACUGAUCCCGAAUCAUUUGUGGGACUUUUGGGUAUUGAUCAAAGUGUGCUAUUGCUGAAAACUGGCAAUGAUUUAGAUUCGGAGAAAAUAAUUAACGAUUUAAAUUCUUACGCUACUUCGACUCCUGAUAUCAAGGGCUACGGCACCUAUCCGGGUAUGUCAUCAGGAUUAAUUACCCAAACCAAUGCCAAUUAUCCUUAUGUCCAAGUUCAUUACGAUUAUGAGGAUUAUGAAUUCAGAUUUGGAGGAGCAUCUGAAUAUGAUGCAACAAUUCUCGGAUCGGUUACAAUGUCUUUCAAAAGUGCAGUAUCUACGAAAAUUAAACAAGAGUCUUCAAAAACGCCUAUUCGUAGCAAAUUCGAAGAAGUUUGGAUUUUUGAUAAACUAAAUAACACCGAUAAAAAUGGUUUGGCUACUUUUACCAAAAACAUACCCGAUACCAUUACUUCUUGGGUAGUGACAGGUUUCUCUUUGAACGAUAAAACCGGCUUUGGCAUGGUGGCAAAUCCUACAAAAAUUAAAGUUUUCCAACCCUUCUUUGUAAGCACUAAUUUGCCCUAUUCCGUUAAGCGUGGUGAAGUUAUAGCCAUACCCGUAGUAGUCUUCAAUUAUAUGGAUAAAGCUUUAGAUGCUGAAGUUACCAUGGAAAAUACCGAUGAUGAAUAUGAUUUCACUGAAGUUUCCAAUGAAAUUGAGGAAUUAGUUUUGGAGGAGAAGCAACGUGUUAAAAGAGUAACUGUGCCCUCGAAUAGUGGUAAAAGUUUGUCUUUUAUGAUCCGUCCCAAUAAGGUGGGAGAAAUUACUUUGAAAAUUAAGGCUGUAACAGUCUUGGCUGGUGAUGCUAUACAUCAAAAACUGAAAGUAGAACCAGAAGGUGUGAUACAAUAUGAAAAUCAAGCCAUUUUUUUAACUCCCUCUAAAGAACCUAUCAGGAAAACGUUUGAGACUGCUAUACCCAAAGAAGCUGUUUUGGAUUCGGAAUAUUUGGAAUUUUCUGUGGUUGGUGAUAUUUUAGGUCCCACCAUUAAGAAUAUUGAUAAAUUAGUGCGUAAACCUUAUGGUUGUGGUGAACAGAAUAUGGUUAACUUUGUGCCUAAUAUUUUGGUUUUACACUAUUUGGAUGCCACUAAACGUGAGAUGCCGACUGUGGUUCAAAAAGCUAAAAAUUAUAUGGAAGUUGGUUAUCAACGUGAAUUGAACUAUAAACAUAAAAAUGGUGCAUAUAGUGCUUUCGGUGAGGGCAAUGAACCGAAUAGUUGGCUUACCGCUUACGUGGCACGUUCCUUUCUACAGGCUAAAAAAUAUAUAACCAUUGAUUCGGAUGUCAUUGAUCAAGCAUUACAAUAUGUUAUAUCAACUCAAUUGGAGAAUGGUCAAUUUAAACAGACUGGGCGUUUAUUCUAUCCAGCUCAUCAGAAUGAUGUUGGUUUUACGGCUUUUGCCUUAUUGCCCUUUUUUGAAGACAUGGACUAUUUUAUAAAAUACAAAUCAGAAGUCGUGAAAGGUGUUAGAUAUUUGUUGGAUAAUAUUGAAAAGGAAAGCGAUAUCUAUGCUCUUGGCCUGGCAUUGGUGGUCCUAAAGAAAAUAAAACAUCCUAGUGCUGACAAGCUAAUGGAAAAAAUAGAAAAAUUAGCUCAUGAAGAAAAUGGUCUUAAAUGGUGGACCAAAUCGUCAAAGGAUCAUAACAAUGAUAUUGAAAUAACAGCGUAUAUAUUGGAAGCUUAUGUAUACACUGAACCAACAGAAAAACUUUUACCCAUUAUUAAAUGGUUGAUCGGUAAACGUAAUAGUAAUGGUGGUUUCGAUUCAACACAAAACACAGUUGUGGGUCUACAAGCUCUUAUUAAAUUUGCUGAGAACUAUAUUGCUGGUGGGGAUCAUAAAAUGACAAUUAGUUUUAAGGCUCUCGAUGAAGAGGGAAAAGAAACCACAAAGGGUAGUUUUUCGGUAGAUAAGGAGAAUUCAUUAAUUUUGCAAACUCAUGUGCUUCCCAAAUCCUCACGUCAAUUAACAUUAGAGGCCAAUGGUGAAGGUUCAUCACUGGUACAAUUAUCUUAUCGUUAUAAUUUAGCCAACAAAGAUGACAAACCUAGUUUCAACAUUAAGCACACAAUUCUGUCGACCGAUUAUCCCAGUCUAUUACAAAUGGAUGUUUGCACUGAGUUUGUUCCCGGCGCCAAUAGUGAUUCAAAGGAAUCUAAUAUGGCCAUUUUGGAAAUAUACCUACCAUCUGGUUUUACCGCCGAUACCGAUAAACUCGAUACCAUAUAUCAAACCAAGCAAGUACAACGUGUUGAAACCAAAAAUUCCGAUACAGCUAUUAUUAUCUAUUUCGAUUAUCUAACGGCUGGUGAAAAAGUGUGCAUCAAUGUCAAUGCCGAGAAGACUCACGCCGUGGCCAAGCAAAAGCCCGCAGCUAUCACCAUGUAUGACUACUAUAAUUCUGAUCAACGCUCCACUGUUUACUAUGAAGUCAAGUCAUCGUUGUGCGAUAUUUGCGAAGAGGGUGAAUGUGGCAAAGGCUGUGAAAAUAAAGAACCCAAAAGAAAGGCAUAAUUUAUAUCAAAUAUAAAUGGAAUAAAUAUUAACAUAUUAAUAACUAAAUCAAUAUAUGUAUAUAUAAAAUACUAGCUUAUACCCGUUGUGCUUCGCUACUUCAAUCGAAAUUAAGUACAUAAUAAUUAAAUUAUGCAAUUUUUCUUAAAGGUUUAUUAUAAUUUAAUUUGAUGACAAUAUAUUUCAUAUGAAUUUUAAUAUAAUACAUUAUGGAACUAUU